This is a messenger RNA of Brassica rapa (field mustard), 2134 nucleotides long. RefSeq lists its product as uncharacterized. The record is from RefSeq and is a predicted model, not a curated record. Lineage: Eukaryota; Viridiplantae; Streptophyta; Magnoliopsida; Brassicales; Brassicaceae.
AAAAUAAAUUGUCUCUACAAUUAGUUGGUUUGGUGUAAACCACAUUGUAUUUACGGUUUAGAAGAUUGAGAAAUAUAUUUUCUACUUUCAUCCUUAAAGAAUUUUCUUUUCGCAAAUAAUCUCCAUCGCCGUAGAGCUCUCCUAAACGUGAAGUUUCACUGUGCAGAUUAGAUUAUCUCCUCCACUUUGUCGUCGUCGCUCGAUUCACAGGGAUUGAACGAUAUGGGUAAGCACAGGAAGAUAGAUACUCAUUCGGAAGAUGAAACUGCAUCUUCUUCGUCUUGUUCCUCUUACAGCUCCGAUGACUCCGAUUCAUCUUCUAGAAAACGGCGGAGGAAGCAAAAGGAGCGGCGCGAGAAGCGAAGGAAGAGAGAGAAGAGGAAGAAGAUGGAGAGAAAGAGGAAAGAUAGGAAGAAGAGGACGAAGAAGAAGCGUGAUUACGAGUCUCAGUCUGGUUCUGGUUCUGAUUCCAUGUCUGAUCAAGAGAGUUCACGGGAUGAUCCUGAAACAGUUGUCAAGGAGAUGCUCAUAGAGUUUCCUAACGUUGGCAAUGAUUUGAAACAGCUUUUGAAAAUGAUAGAUGAUGGCCAAGCAGUUGAUAUAAAGGGUAUUUCGGAGAUCGCUUUGAAGAAGAGGUUGAAAAAGCUGUUUCUGUCUUUGAAGUUAAAGGAACGUGGGGAUAGAGUCUUUUUGUUACCACCGGGUGCUUCUCCUUCUUUAGAUAUGGUGGGACAUCUAAUUAAAGCCGGCGAGGAAGAAGUUGAUGAUUCUUCCCCAUUGAACAACACUGAAGCAGCUACUACUGUCACUGGUGAGGCAGAUGAGAACACUCUGGGAGCAGAUGAUGUUACUGGUCCAAAGAAAAGGGUGAUUGGACCUGCAAUGCCAUCGGCUGAGCUACUUGCUGCUGCAGCAAAGCUAACAGAAGCGCAAGCUGAACUCAGAGAAGCUGAGCUAGAAGAAGAUUCAGCAUAUUUUAUUGGACCUGCUCCACCUGCUGUUGUUGCAGAAGUCGCAUCGUCGAACGAGGCAGAGCGAUUCGAAGAGGUGACACGGAUCAUGGAAGCUGAAGCUGAUAGCCCAUACGAUGUUCUAGGAGUGAACCACAAUAUGGCUGCUGAUAACAUGAAGAAGAGAUAUUGGAAACUGUCUCUUUUAGUUCACCCAGACAAAUGCUCUCAUCCGCAAGCUCAGGAAGCUUUCGUUUUGCUGAAUAAAGCUUUCAAAGAAUUACAAGAUCCCGAAAAGCGAAAAGCUAUGGAUGACAAGAUUAAACUUAAGGAGGAACAAGAGGCUUUUAAGGCUGAAUUACGCUCAAUGCAAGAAGCAGCACAGUGGAGAAGAUCCCAAGGCAUAUCAAUGGAAGGCGAUGAAGAGCUCCUAGCAGCAACCGAGGUUAAACCUGUACCUAAAAGAGACGAGUGGAUGACGACCCUUCCUCCUGAAAGAAAGACCGGGGUGCCUGUGCAGCAAUCAACCACGACAUUUAGCAGAAAUGCUAGAGAAGGACGCGGAGACACUACUGCCUGGACUGAUACUCCUAUGGACAAAGCUGAAAGGGCAAAGAUGAACUACUUAGAGGCGUACAACAAGGCGAAUGCGCUUGCGUCAAAUGAAGAGGUGAAUAUGAAAAGAAGCCUAGAUGCUGAUCUUGUGGACAAGUACAACAAAGAGAAAAGAUCAAAGUCUUUGGUAGAGAAGCACAGGGAAGAGUCUACUUCUUCAUCUUCAAGCCGUCUCAAGAAGAAGAAGAAAUUGUCUUCGUCUUCGUCCAAGGAGAAAAAUGAGGACGAGUGGGUGGGGAAACAUCCAUGGAAGCCAUGGGACCGUGAGAACGACCUCACCGCCGGGAGACAGAAGGUAAAACUUGACGCUGAGGGUAUGGCUGAAGGUUUGGCUUCCAAGUUUUCUUCUGGCAAUUUCCAAAGAAGCUUUCUUUGAAGCUCUUGUUUACAUGUUAUGAGAUAUGUAUUGCAGAAAAUUUAUUUGAGGCUAUACAAGUAAAGUUAUUUUUUUUCUCUUGAUUUGAGAAACUAACAGAUAAACUUAGUUUAUUUUCUACCAAAUUUAUUUUACUUUUGUAUGUUGUCUCUUUCGACAAAUCUCAUAUAGUACAUUCUAUGUGCUCUAUGAA